AUGAUCGAAUUAACCCAUUUUAUAGAUAAGAUUACUAAAAAUAACGUACCAGGUCUCAUAAAUGUAACUUUGGACAGUUUCACCAUUGGACGUUUUACAUCAUAUCUGCACGAUGGCUGUCCGGAUGGAUACAUGCAAAUUGCUGAGUCGGCUCGUACGCCCAUUGGCGGUAUGUGGUGUGGCACCUCAUGGGGACCAGUUUUAUUUUACAGUGAAACGCGAUCACUGAUUUUCACAAUUAAAUUAAACAAGUUAGCAAGGGAUCAAAGCGGUUACAAUUUUGAUUUUCGCAUCAGAUAUAAGGUUUUAUCUCGUGACAGUUCGGUUACUCGUUACGGUGGCAUCAAACUCGAAGAAUUGAAUCAAUGGUACAACCGCAGCAAUUACCUUAAUCAAAAUGCAAUUGAGGAUUUUACGAAUUCAAGUGGUGCACAUUCCGAUCGUUACGGGCAGGACUUCAGUUUGUUUAGUCAAUAUGCCAAUAAUAAAACUUUUGUAAAUUCCUUACAAAAACUUGUGGCAAAGGAUGAAAAUAAUUACACAGAACCACGUUAUUAUUUGGGUGACUUGAUACCAGGCACGUAUUGUUCACGAAUUUUUAGUGACUGUGACAAAAAAUCUUGCCGUUUGCAGUCUCCCAAUUAUCCUGGUAUCUAUCCAAGGAAUCUAACAUGUUACUUUGCAGUCAGACAGCAUGAUGUCCCUCAUGGCAAACAUGCGCUAAUUCUUGUGAGGCAGCCUAAAGGUAACUUGGUUUGGAUAUCCACACAGGAGACGACUGCAAAUAAACUCACACCCAGUGCAAGUGAAAAAGAAAAGAAAUUCGAACCCAGACUAAAAACUUGGAACGACUGCGAUUACAUUCAGGUGGGCAAAUUUAAAUGCAAUUUAUGUGAUUACUCCUGCAUACAAACCAAUUCUUAUAAACGGCAUAUACGUACUAAUCAUCCUGAGGUUUAUAAGAGAAUUGCUUGCGAUAUUUGCAAUUUUGUGACAAUAACUGAACAAAAAUUGCUUGCCCAUAAGGAAGAUCAUAAAAAAGGCUUAAUUGUAAAUUACGAAGAUUCAAUGGACGCAACACGUAACAAUUGCUUUAAAAAUCCCGGAAAAUUGCAUGACAAAACUAAUGAAAUUUCUGUUGAUUGUUUCUUACCUCUGGAGAGUGUCGAUUCAUUGCCACAUGAACCGCCAUUGGAUACCGGUGGAGUUACUAUACCUGCGCCAACAGAAGAUACACAAUUUCCAACUUAUUUAAAUAAUUAAUGAAAAUGUAAGAAGUUUUUGUU
Teleopsis dalmanni is the source of this 1286-nucleotide messenger RNA. RefSeq lists its product as uncharacterized. The record is from RefSeq and is a predicted model, not a curated record. Gene Ontology annotation, cellular component: plasma membrane. NCBI's taxonomy places the organism in Eukaryota, Metazoa, Arthropoda, Insecta, Diptera, Diopsidae. The coding region runs from base 1 to 1263 and encodes 420 amino acids. The transcript has 9 exons.